Molecule: messenger RNA, 4621 nt
Organism: Salmo salar (Atlantic salmon)
Lineage: Eukaryota; Metazoa; Chordata; Actinopteri; Salmoniformes; Salmonidae
Product: translocating chain-associated membrane protein 1-like 1
Biological process (GO): protein insertion into ER membrane; SRP-dependent cotranslational protein targeting to membrane, translocation
Cellular component (GO): endoplasmic reticulum membrane
Source: RefSeq, a predicted model, not a curated record
UGACGGUUUCCUCAUUACCAUACAAAAGAGACGUCAGCAUUUGUGCAGCUGGCAAAAAUACUGCUGGACGUUUAACUGGCUUAGGAACAAAUUGCGUGUUGUGUUUGGUAGAUCUUUUGUCGUUUCUUACCUAACACAUGACCUGCAAUUUACCCAGUGUACUGGCAGUGGUGGAGGGAGCAAAAGAGGAGAGUUUGCGUCCGAGUGCAAGCGGGGCGGCGAGUGACUGAAGUGCGCCAGGGAGGGAGAGCUGUAUCGGUCAGCCAUGGGUUUCCGAAAGAAGAACAAGAGCCCGGCGGUGCUGAGCCACGAGUUCGUGAUCCAGAAUCACGCUGAUAUGGUUUCGUGUGUGGCUAUGGUCAUUCUCCUCGGCCUGAUGUUCGAGGUGACAGCGAAGUUUGCCAUCACGUUCAUCACUGUCCAGUACAAUGUGACUCAAAGUCUUGAUGAGAGGGCUGAGCCCGUGAACCUGUACCAGUAUGGUCCUAAAGACAUGGCCACUGUGUUCUUCUACCUGCUCAUCGCUGUCAUACUCCACGCCUUAAUACAGGAAUACAUUCUCGAUAAAAUGAAUAGGCGGUUGCAUCUGUCAAAAACCAAACACAGCAAGUUCAAUGAAUCGGGACAGCUUGCUGCCUUCUACUUGAUCUCCUUCAUCUGGGGCUGCAGCAUCUUAACAGCGGAGGAAUUUGCAACAAAUCCUACUUUCCUAUGGGAGGGCUAUCCACACACCCACAUGGUCUUUCAGGUGAAGUUCUUCUACAUUUGCCAAAUGGCCUACUGGCUCCACGCCCUUCCUGAGCUGUACUUCCAGAAAGUGCGAAAGGAGGACAUUCCCCGCCAGCUCUAUUACGUUUUCCUUUACGUCUUCCACAUCACCGGUGCCUACGUCUUAAACCUCCACCGGCUGGGCCUGGUGCUGCUUGUACCUCACUCCCUGGUGGAGCUCCUGUUCCACGCCUCGCGCCUGUUCUAUUUCAGUGACGAGAACAAGCAGAAGGGUUUCACUUUGUGGGCGCUGCUUUUCGUCAUCGCACGCCUCGUCACCCUCACCCUCUCCGUACUGACAUUCGGCUUCGGACUGCCCCGUGCAGAGAACCAGGGAUUUUCACUGGCGGAGGGAAACUUUAAUGUGCUCACCGUUAGGAUGACAUGCCUGGCGGCCAUUUGCCUCACCCAGGCCUGGAUGAUGUGGAAGUUCAUCAACUUUCAGCUGAAGAAGUGGAGGGAGCACAGCCAGAGCCAGGCUUCCAAGGUGAAGGCUAUCAGCCCAAAGAGCAAGCCCCACAAGAAGGACCCAGCCCGGGGAGGUUCUGCCAACGGUGUGCUGAAGUCUGAUGACAAGACAUCGCCACGGGCAAGAAAAGCCUUGUAGAGAUGAAGGGAGAGAACUGAGGGGGCUGCUCUCAAUGUGACACUUUUCACCACUUAACUUACUGUUUGCCAAAACAACCACUUAAGCGCACAAAGAAACUAACUUAACCAUCUCUUGAGUUAGAACCUAGUUUUUAACAGUUCUAUGUUUUGAUGACCUGAUACGUUUGUGUUCAGUCGUUCUUUCUCAGGAUGUAAUAUAGGUCGGGCAUGGUCGACUGGUUAAAUGCUUUAACUGGAUAGAAUGGUCAAAAAGUGUCCUUUUUGGAGAGGACUUCCUAUUGCAUCCAUCUUUAGGGCCUGAUUCUAUCAAACUUGGUAACCGGUUUUAUGAGGAAGUCAAACAAGCACUGUCCAAUUUGCAUUGCAAGAGUGCAUGUCAGGAUUCAUGUUCUCAACUGAACAUGUAAAAGAAAGAGUGGGGAAACGUUGGGUGUAAAGUUUUGCCUUUUACCUGGCUGUUGGUUUCGAUUUGAAUAAGGACCUCACCAUUAACUCCUAAAAGGUGUCUGUUUACAACCUGUAUUGUUACCUGCCUUUUGCCAUAUGAAACCUGGGCUAUUAUGGGAUUGAGGGCACUGUUUGUCAUUACUAGCCCCGUCUCACUGUCAGAUUUACCAACUCUCCAUCAGCCAUCUUCAGACUCAACUGGCCUUCAUCCAGAAAUCUGAACUCCUGACGGGACAUACUGUCUUUAUCCAUGCAGAACUAGAUCUCUUGAGCAAAUAGUGCAUUCAUGUAAGAGUAGGAUUUGUUCAGGUGAGGUUUGUUUGUUUUCAGUUCAGGAUUUCGAUCCAUGAUAUCUUCGUUAACAACGGCGAUCCUUUCUGCGCUCAAGUUAUUGUUAAGCUUCAAGGGUCAUGGUUAGGUUUUGAUGUGCUGUCAUGUUUGAGUUUGCAUAUCUCAGAAGCAUUCAGUGGUCUUUUUUCACAUCUGCUGUAGGUUUUGAGUUAUUUAUUUCAGUCGUAUCUUGCAUUUUUUAUAUCAUGCUUUGGCAACUCUCUAACCAGCAUAGACAAGAGGUACAAAGUGAAACGCUUUGUCUCAGCGCUCAAUCCAAAUGAUACAAUACUCCUUUAAGUGUCCUUAAAAUGUCAGUGGUGCGAGCUGUGAAAUUCUCCUUGGGUUUCCUUUUCUGUUUGCCUUUUUUAUAUCGGGGUAUAUGAUGGCAGGCAGCUGCUUCCGGAAACACCCACCUAUUAUACUGUACGUCCCAUUCUCAGAUGGGAGAGGUGUGUGUUGGUGCGUGUUUGAGCCUUUGUGCAGUGUUACCUGUGGUAAUGCUUCUGUUGCGUCCGUGAGGAAGUGAAUGCUCCACAUGAGUCAUGCUUUCGUCUUUGCUUUUUUUCUUGGUGAAAAAAAACCAAAAAAAAGUUGUUGCUCUUGUGGCAUUAUAGAAUGCGACAGAACCAGUUUAUAGACUUCCCUCAUUUCCUUUUUAAGUCCUCUACCAUGUAUUGAUUUAACCCUUGUUUGUUCAUUUUCUAAAGGCCUUUGUAACGAAGACGAUGAUUGACAACUGAGUAUAUUCUAUAUAAAGUUAGUUGUUGGAUGCUUACAACCUCUGGCCCUUCCUUAACCCUGUCCUGUAUGAAAGAGAUUCUGUGACUUCUGUUUUUCAAAUUUGGGGUGACGGGGGCUUCUUGCUCCACCUUUCCAGUGAUUUGGACACUUGUUAUGUCCUACUGUAGACCCAAUGCUGUUGCCACAAAUAGGCCAGGUUACCAGUCCUGCUAUGGUGAACCAGUGUGCCUAAUCUCAACUCUGCUUCACCAACUUCUCUGACUAGCGUUAUAGUUGGCUGAAGCAUAUACUGGUCUGGGACCAGGCUACUUGUUUGGUAGGUUGCAUAGUGUUUUGUUAUUUUUUUGGCAGGAAGUACUUGAGGAGUCGUGACUAGUUUCGUCCUCAUAACGCUCUAUCUUAAGUUGAGUGUGGAUGACUUGUGUGGCAAUGUCUCUGAGGAGGAAAGGUGGAGCAGAGGACUUUUUCUACCAGUCUGUACAUUACUCUAUCUGAUGUUUAACAUCUACAUGAACCUAAUGCUACACUACAAAAAAUUGUCAUUUUUUUUUUAAAGCAAUUUUUUUAUAGAGUUGAAGAACUUAAAGUUCACCAAUAUUCAGCACACAGAUAUAAAUAUACGAAUAUUAUUUUGCAUCCACAUUGGCAUGUUUUUAUACAUCAAAAGACAAAGCUUGCUCCCCUUUUUAAGUCAGGGUUCACAUUUCAGUUUCAUCAUGUAUAUAUUGAGUAGAGUAAAUAAGAACCACUCUGCCAUAAGAUGAUGCUCAGAAAGCACUAUACGGAAACUGUCUACUGUAGUUUUAUUGUAUUCUACUGUCCAUGGCACUAGGUAGCAAAGCUACUGUUUGAUCAGCAAGGAUCCUGAUAUGUUUGUUCUAAGGUGUAUUUAAAUCAGUUGGUCGUCCUACUCUUGCACUAGCCUGAUCCCAGACCGGUGUGUCUGCUUCAGCCAACUUCUCUACUAGCAUCACAACCAUAGUCAGAGAAGUUGACUAAGAUAUUAGUAUCUGAUCAAGGACCAGGCUAUUGCUGUCCCUGUAAAACAACACAUUUCUCUUCACCUAGCUGGUGCAUGCCACUAAAACAUCUAAAUAUAUACAAUACUUUGAAGUGAUAAUUACAAUAAAGGAAAGAUGAGCAUUUUGCCCUUCAUCCAUUCCUUUAUGAAUUGAUUUGACGUCGUGAUACUGUGUGAGGGGCCAAGUAACAGGAGUUUCUCUAUCCAUGUUAGGACGCGUGCUAACCCUCUCUGAGUUGACUUCUCACUGCUACAACCGCUAUUGAAAUAUACAGUGUAGUGAAGCAUAACACCGAUGGAUGCCGCUGUGUACUGUCAGCAUGUUGGGUUGCAGCCUAGCGCGAGUCUUGACUGCUAUGACCAUUUGCCACCUUACCAGAGAUCAAUGGGCCAACACAAUGCAAAGUCCCAUGCUAAUAGUUUAUUAGUGUAUGUCAGCCCUUUAGGUGGCAACAACCAUUUGCAAAUGCAUCAAUGGGAUGUGUACUCCUUCAUAGCAGCCAGGUACACAGAAAAAAAACAUGGUUAUGGUUCAUGCACUGUCCUUGUUUUGUGUUGUUUUGCUGCUUGCUUCUAUUUUUUUUUUUUUAAAUGUGUUGUCUCUGAAAUGCUCUGGAAUGUAUUUAUGCAAAAUCUUGGUAUUUCUCAAGUUUCUUUGUUUGUACUUAUUUCAUGUUUGAAUAAAGCCUUUGAUUAUCUGGA